Messenger RNA from Peniophora sp. CBMAI 1063, 1572 nucleotides. The record is from the annotation of a GenBank genome assembly. NCBI's taxonomy places the organism in Eukaryota, Fungi, Basidiomycota, Agaricomycetes, Russulales, Peniophoraceae.
AUGAAGGGUCGCGUUUCAUCGUUCGCACUCGCUCUGUCCGCGUUGCACCUCGUCCGCGCGCAGAAUGUGCCCAUAACGAUACCGACGCAGGCACCUUCCUCUGCCAUCGACGUGGCUCAAGACCUGGUCGCAUUCUCCAUCGAGCAGGACCGCUGGACGGACUGGAUAGGCACCAAUACGCCCAACACCUUCUGGCUCAACGCCCUCGAGAAUCUCAAGACGCUAUCGGGCCUUCCAACGCGCAUUCGCAUCGGCGCAGACUCGGAGGACCACACCAACUUCAGCUUCGAUGUCGAGUACGCUACCGACAUCUUCCCAGCUAUUACCGCCACUGUGCCUUACCCCGAAGCCACGAACAUCACCGCUGGACAAGGGUUCUACAAUCUCGCUGCGCAUCUGCCUUCAGGGACGCCCGUCAUAUGGGGUGUAAACUUUGGCGGGAACAAUCUUACUGCGGCUUACCUCCAGACUGUGGCGAUCUGCAAGGCGUUCACAUCCUCGGCAAUGAAGAGCGCGCACGUUACCCUACAGGCGAUAGAGAUCGGGAACGAAGCGGACUUGUACAACCACAACGGUCUUCGGAACAGCAGCUACAGCAUAUCAAACUAUGUCCCCGAGUGGACCACUUUUGCCACGAACGUCACCAAAACAGCGAACGCGUUACUCGGAAAAGACGUUGCCUUACAGGGUAUCGCUUUCGCUGAGAGUUCCCAUACCACUUCCGGCUUCUCACCGGAAGCCGCCUUCAAGCUGGGCAUUCUAAACUCUGACGCCGGUUCGCAAGUCAAGUGGAUCUCGCAACAUCAUUAUUCUGGCUCGUUUUGCUCGGGUUCGGAGUCCCUUCUUCAGAACCUCAUGGACAAGACUUCCAUUCGUGGCAACGUCAGUACCUUCUCGCCAGACAUCAGCGCCGCGCAUGCACUAGGCUUGCCGUAUGUCUUCGGCGAGACGAACUCGUACUCUUGCCAUGGCGCCCCUGGUGUCAGCGAUACCGCUGGCGCUUCGCUCUGGGCUUUGGAUGUACGUUAUGUUCUCUCCUCUGCGAUCGCAGGCAUGGAGCGUGUCUACUUCCACGAAGGAAUCGGCUACAAGUACAACUUCAUCCAACCAGUAACGCUGACACGCUCCAUCGACGACGGCACCCCACUCUCGACACCCCUACCUCCACACAUCCAACCAGCAUACUACGCCGCCGUGAUCGCUGCAGAAGCCAUCGGCACCUCAGGCUCAACAACAGUCUCUGAGCUCACCAUCAAUAACUCGCAACUCUCGGGCUACGCGUUCUACGACAAUGGCGUCUUGAAGCGCGCACUCUUCAUCAACUUGGUCGCUUUCAACGGUAACGGAGCUGCACGUUCCGCUGUUCACGUUGCGCUUGGAGGGUCGGGUAGUAUGACCAUUAAGCGCUUGAGCGUCCCGACGGCGGAGUCGACGUCGGGCGUGACGUGGGGUGGACAGACGUACGAGACUGACGAUGCGCUCGUGUCUGGGAAGCUCCAGACCCAGACCGUGUCCGUUAGCGCUGGGGUUGACGUUCACGAGACGGAGGUUGUCAUGGUCACAUUCAACUAA